Molecule: messenger RNA, 1944 nt
Organism: Knipowitschia caucasica
Lineage: Eukaryota; Metazoa; Chordata; Actinopteri; Gobiiformes; Gobiidae
Source: the annotation of a GenBank genome assembly
AUGUUUCUGGUUCAAAGAGAGGGCUGCCAUGUGCCCAAUGAGGGGGAAACGGGGACAGAAGCAGUGAAGUGGAACCAUGUGCCCGGGAACCAUGUGAAGUGGAACCAUGUGCCCGGGAACCAUGUGAAGUGGAACCACGUGCCCGGGAACCAUGUGAAGUGGAACCAUGUGCCCGGGAACCAUGUGAAGUGGAACCACGUGCCCGGGAACCAUGUGAAGUGGAACCAUGUGCCCGGGAACCAUGUGAAGUGGAACCAUGUGCCCGGGAACCAUGUGAAGUGGAACCAUGUGAAGUGGAACCAUGUGCUGGGUCCUCAGGUGCUGGGUCCUCAGGUACUGGGUCCUCAGGUGCUGGGUCCUCAGGUGCUGGUGCUCAGGUGCUGGGUCCUCAGGUGCUGGGUCCUCAGGUGCUGGUGCUCAGGUGCUGGUGCUCAGGUGCUGGGUCCUCAGGUACUGGGUCCUCAGGUGCUGGGUCCUCAGGUGCUGUGUCCUCAGGUGCUGUGUCCUCAGGUACUGUGUCCUCAGGUGCUGGGUCCUCAGGUGCUGGGUCCUCAGGUGCUGGGUCCUCAGGUGCUGUGUCCUCAGGUGCUGGGUCCUCAGGUGCUGUGUCCGCAGGUGCUGUGUCCUCAGGUGCUGGGUCCUCAGGUGCUGUGUCCUCAGGUGCUGUGUCCUCAGGUGCUGUGUCCGCAGGUGCUGGGUCCUCAGGUGCUGUGUCCGCAGGUACUGGGUCCUCAGGUGCUGGGUCCUCAGGUGCUGUGUCCUCAGGUACUGGGUCCUCAGGUGCUGGGUCCUCAGGUGCUGUGUCCUCAGGUGCUGUGUCCGCAGGUGCUGGGUCCUCAGGUGCUGGGUCCUCAGGUGCUGUUCCUCAGGUACUGGUGCUCAGGUGCUGGGUCCUCAGGUGCUGGUGCUCAGGUGCUGGGUCCUCAGGUGCUGGGUCCUCAGGUGCUGUUCCUCAGGUGCUGGGUCCUCAGGUACUGGUGCUCAGGUGCUGGUGCUCAGGCACUGGUGCUCAGGGGCUGGGUCCUCAGGUGCUGGGUCCUCAGGGGCUGGUCCUCAGGGGCUGGUCCUCAGGUGCUGAGUCCUCAGGUGCUGGGUCCUCAGGUGCUGGGUCCUCAGGUGCUGGGUCCUCAGGGGCUGGUCCUCAGGUGCUGGUUCUCAGGUGCUGGGUCCUCAGGUGCUGGGUCCUCAGGUGCUGGGUCCUCAGGUGCUGGGUCCUCAGGUCUGGGUCCUCAGGUGCUGUGUCCUCAGGUGCUGGGUCCUCAGGUGCUGGGUCCUCAGGUCUGGGUCCUCAGGUGCUGGUUCUCAGGUGCUGGUUCUCAGGUUCUGGGUCCUCAGGUGCUGGGUCCUCAGGUGCUGGGUCCUCAGGUGCUGGGUCCUCAGGUGCUGGGUCCUCAGGUGCUGGGUCCUCAGGUGCUGGGUCCUCAGGUGCUGGUUCUCAGGUGCUGGGUCCUCAGGUGCUGGGUCCUCAGGUGCUGGUUCUCAGGUGCUGGUUCUCAGGUGCUGGGUCCUCAGGUGCUGGGUCCUCAGGUGCUGGGUCCUCAGGUGCUGGGUCCUCAGGUGCUGGGUCCUCAGGUGCUGGGUCCUCAGGUGCUGGGUCCUCAGGUGCUGGGUCCUCAGGUGCUGGGUCCUCAGGUGCUGGUUCUCAGGUGCUGGGUCCUCAGGUGCUGGGUGCUCAGCGUCAGUCCUGUGAGGGGGGGGGGGGCACAUACCACACUACAGGCAAGCACUCGGGGGGGGGGGGGGGGGGGUAAGCACUCAGGGGGGGGGGCACAUACCACACUACAGGCAAGCACUCGGGGGGGGGGGGGUAAGCACUCAGGGGGGGGGGGCACAUACCACACUACAGGUAAGCACUCAGGGGGGGGGGGGGGGGCACAUACCACACUACAGGUAAGCACUCAGGGGGGGGGGGGGGGGAAAUGUCAGUGUUGCAUCCACAGUUAG